AGAAAGAAUCUAAUCAUCGUGUCGCAUGGCCGCUCUGGUUCUAGUCUAAUGGGUGAUAUUUUUAAUCACCACCCCUCCGUCUUUUAUAUGUACGAGCCGUUACAAAGCCCCGAAAGGGUUAUGAAAAAAUUGAGAGGCGGAAAUAUCAAUUAUACUCAAAUGGUCGAUCAUUUUCUAAGUGGUUUAUUUCGUUGCACAUUUGACGAUCCAGAUAUCUUGUAUGAUAUGCAAAGAUAUUAUCGCAAACCCGACCAUCCACGCAUAAGCCAGGCUAUUGCAUCUCCGCCCUUGUGUCCUUAUCGACUUACAGAUCCAAAAUGGAAUCCAAAUCUCUGCCACCCCAUGACAAGUAAAGCUUUGGGCACGGCUUGUAGGGAUCACUACGAUUUAACUGUCAUAAAGGUUCUUAUGGCUCGCAUUCCUGAAAACAGCAUAAAAACUAUUUUUUCUUCAUGCAACUCAAAGGACGUCGACUGCAAAGUUGUCUUUCUGAUAAGAGACCCCAGAGCGGUAAUUACUUCUUCGCGUAUCAUUGGGUUUUUCAAAGAGACUGGAGAACGGACAGCUUUUCAGGGUACGAGAAUCUACAGCUAUAAGCGGUGUAAACAGACAGAAGAAAACUUGGAGUAUGUAAGAAGACUACCUGAUUCACUUCGUGAAAGGAUCAAAGUUCAGCGAUUCGAAGACUUGGCUAUGAACCCUCUGAAAGAGCUAUCAAGUCUUUACGAGUUCGCUGGGCUGCCGGUGUUGGAAAGCGUGAAGACCUGGUUGAAACAAACGACGCACUCAAGUAGGGCAGCCUGUAAUCACAUGGACGGAGUAGAUGUUACUUGCACCAAAGAUGAUUACUGGACUGCGAUAAACCGCUGGAGAUGGAGAGCAGAUCCACGUGAAAUUGAUAUAAUAGAGCAUUACUGUGCGAAAGUUAUGAAUCUUAUGGGAUACAGGCCGGUAGAUCGAUCGAACAAUCUACUGGUCAAUAGGACAAUUCCACUCUUUCGCGAGACUUUUGAGGCAAAACAUUGGUUUUUGCAUUAA
Messenger RNA from Porites lobata, 1038 nucleotides. NCBI's taxonomy places the organism in Eukaryota, Metazoa, Cnidaria, Anthozoa, Scleractinia, Poritidae. The record is from the annotation of a GenBank genome assembly.